UACUGUGAGAAUGUCCGCGCUCUCUUCUCUGCCGGAAAUGACCCAAAAAAAAAAAAGUCGCUGUCCCCUGCAGUUUGACGGUUGUUGUAAGCGUUUCUUCAUCAUUUAUUACAUUUUUUUUUUUUACGAGAUAUUACACAUUUAUUCAACCAACUGCGGCUAUUGAAGGAAGCGUUCUAGUGUCAGAAUGAGUACGAGGAGGAACUUCCUAGAACAAAAGAGAACAAGCGACGCUAUUUUCACGCCUCCAAUGGAUUCCCACAGAGCAGACGUCAGUGAAGAACACCUUUUCCCUGGGCAGCAGGAGUGGACCUCCAGCUGGAUAGAGCGAGAGACACCGCAACCCCCUCACAUUAAAGUGGAAGAGGAGGAGCCACAGACCCCCGACUUUAAAGAGACAACGCCACAGCCACCCCGCGUUAAAAAGGAAGAGGAGGAGCCAGAGUGCCGCCACAUUAAAGAGGAAGAGGAGGAACACAGCAUCAGUCAGGAGCUUCAAUGGUUGGAGUUCCCAGUGACUGGUGUCCCUGUGAAGAGUGAAGAUGAUGAGGUCAAAAGUGAAAGUGAGGAGAAGAGCAGCAGCUCAACACAACACAUGACAACAGAAGCUGAUGGAGACCACUGUGGAGGAUCACAAGCAGACAAGCUCUUAGCUCCACUAUCAGAUAGUGAGGACACAACGUCACACUCUCCUGACACUGAUGAUGAAGACUCUAAAGAAGACAACAAAUGCUUUCAGUGUGACAAAACGUUCAGCAGCAAGGCCUAUCUGACUGUGCACAAGAGAAUCCAUACUGGGGAAAAACCAUUCAUGUGCUUUGUUUGUGGCAAAAGAUUCUCUCAGAAGUCCCAUGUUAAAGAACACGCAAAAAUACACACUGGAGAAAAACCUUUUACUUGUUCAGUGUGCGGUAAAGAUUUUAUAAGAAGUCAGUGUUUGAAAAGACACCUGAGAAAGCACACGGGGGAGAAACCACUAAUAUGUUCAGUUUGUGGUAAAAGUUUCUCCCAGAGGGCGCAUUUGACAGCGCACAUAAAAAUUCACUCUCGAGAAAAACCUUUUACAUGUUCAGUGUGUGGUAAAGGCUUUAAACACAACCAUUGUUUGAAAAUACACAUGAGGAUACACACCGGGGAGAAACCUUUUUCCUGCUCAGUCUGCGGUAAAGAUUUUGGACAGAACCACGCUUUAACAAUACACAUGAGAACGCACACUGAGGAAAAACCUUUUUGCUGCUCAGUGUGCGGUAAACUUUUUCGACAAAGUCCACAUCUCAAAAUACACAUGAAAAUACACACCGGAGAGAAGCCUUUUUCCUGUUCAGUUUGUGGGAAAGUUUUCGGACAAAAUCCUUCUCUCAAAAGACACAUGAAAACACACUGAAAUGAAAGGUUUUUCUUAAUAAUUUUAGACAAAAUCCACAACUGAAAGAACACGUGAAAACACACCAAUAAAAAACGUUUUUUAAAUGAUUAAAUGAAAUGAAGUUGGUCAAGAAAGAAAAGAACAAAAUUGUGAACAAUAUUUACUAACUGCCAGUCUUCAUAAAUAUCCACUUAUAUUUUUAUACGAUUAUGCUUAAUUCAGCUGUGCACAUCCAUCUUGUUGUUCCAUUGUAUACGUCGUCCUUGAACAAGAAAUGUCAUUAAAUGAGGUCCAAAUCCACACAGAGUACUUAUUAAUUUGUAACCGCACCCAAUCAGUGUCCAAUCGGCUAAACAGAAUCAAUAACUCUGGUGGCGUUUUGCUGAAUUUACUGAUGAAUUUGUGAAUCUUAAACAAUACAAAAAGAAUGUCAUUGUAAGUUAAUAAUACUAACACAUACACUCAUUAACAUGUUAGCAUAUUAGCUAAUUAACUAACAACGGUAGUGUAAUUACAAUACAACAGCAUGUACGAACACGCAUGAAAACUCCUACAGACAUCACACAUCGGACGGUUUAGUAACUAUGAAUUGUUUUAGUUAUAUUGUAAAACUUACAAAUGCUUCUCGGAGUGAGGAAUGAAGAAUCCGUACGAAUAGACACGCUAGAAGACGGAAAAGUACUUCUACUUCCGGUUGAAAGGACUAAAUGGAAGGACUUGCCUAAAAGAUGGCGCCAUAGCACAAACAUUAACACACCUUAUUAGUGUGUUUGCUUUGUUUUUUGGGUUAUUUAACUAUUUGCAUUAUGGCAAUGAGCAAAGAAAAAUGUAUAAAUUCUCUUCACUGUUUUAUAAGUUGCAGGGGUCAAAGCAUAGGGGAAAAAAUAGCUGCAUUAUGGCCAUCAGCAAAGAAAAAUGUAUAAAUGAUCUGCACUGUUUUAUAAGAUGCAGGGGUUAAAGCAUAGAGGGGAAAAAAUUGCUGCUUAUAGUCCGGAAUUUACGCUACUGUGGUGACUAUUCUUGAUCUGUCCUGAGCUGCAACGCACUACAUUAUAUGGGUCUCCGUUUCAUUUGUUUUGUAUUUGUCACGGCGCGGGCUCGAACUCGCUUUCCCCCGGCAGCUGGGUCUUCCAGCACCUCCGCUGGCAGCGCGCCGAGACACCCCCCUGCUCGCGCUGGCCGCGUCACGGCCACAUGCCGGCAAGGCUGCGGGCGAUCGGCAAUCUGCACACCUGGGACCGAUGAGGUUCGAGCCGGAUAAAGGACCAGUUGACCCAAGGAUCCUUGCGGGAAUGUAGUUACCCUUUGUAUACUGUAAGCCGACAAGCCUUAUGCUCUCUGUCUCUCUCUGCGUUUUUCCCUGAUGUCCUUGUUGUCCUCCCACAGCCAUUGUGAUCCACCGUUGUUCCCUUGUGGAUUUGGACUGCCUUUCUUGAUCCUCGACCCUCGCCUGGACACGGACCUUGUCACUUCUCUCCUGCCCUCGACGGCUUGCUUGUGCACGGACUGCCCUACUGCUUAGUCCCUCCUCUCGCUCUCUUCAACACUUGGUAACACACCAUCCAUCCAUCCAUCCAUUUUCUACCGCCUAUUCCCUUCAGGGUCGCGGGGGGAAUAAGCGCACACUUCAGCUAAUCAUACACAUAGCCUCACACAUACUCUCUUAGUUUAGCCACACUCCAUUUCCUUAGUUUAGUUAUUAUUUAGUAUUGUUUAUUAAUAUUAUAUAGAUAUAUUGACUAUAUACAUAAUAAAUCAUUGAACAUUACUUACCCCCUGGUGUCUGUGUCGUCAACUCCCUCCUCCAACCAUAACAGUAUUAUUAUAUCUGAAUCUGUAUUUUAUCAUACUGCUGCCUAAUUGAACUUUUUGUGGACCAUACUAUCAACUUGCCGAGGACGGCAG
This is a messenger RNA of Nerophis lumbriciformis (worm pipefish), 3271 nucleotides long. Lineage: Eukaryota; Metazoa; Chordata; Actinopteri; Syngnathiformes; Syngnathidae. The record is from RefSeq and is a predicted model, not a curated record.